This is a messenger RNA of Phymastichus coffea, 1953 nucleotides long. RefSeq lists its product as uncharacterized. Lineage: Eukaryota; Metazoa; Arthropoda; Insecta; Hymenoptera; Eulophidae. The transcript has 10 exons. The coding region runs from base 1 to 1953 and encodes 650 amino acids. The record is from RefSeq and is a predicted model, not a curated record.
AUGUAUACGUAUGAAUAUAGAACUGCUUACACGGCCAUACCUGUGAACGUCGAAAUGGGACGGAAAAUAAAAAGCGCUACGAAUCCUAAUGCGAUUCUUAAUGAAUUUAUUGUUCAAAGCAAUGCAUUAGCCAUCUACACCGAUGGUAGUAAAAUUAAUGACUGCUCUGCUGUUGGAAUCCUCGGAAAUGAAAAGGCUGACCAAGCGGCUAAAGAUGCUGUGCACGAAACGGUUAUCGAUAUUACAAAUAUUCCCUACUCAGAUCUAUAUGAGACGUUCUAUCGAGAAGCUAAACUAGAGUCUGACAGGAUCUAUCGUGAAAACAGUGUGAAUACUGGCUUAAAAUAUUUCCACCUUUUUUAUGAUAGCAAUAAUAAACCUUGGUAUGCGGGCAAAAAAAUCUCUAGAGAAUCCAUAGUCACUAUCAACAGAUGCCGAGCUGAUCAUUACAAUUUAGCGGAUUCACUGCACAGGCUAAAAUACGUUACUGAUCCUAAGUCAAAAAGUAACUUCUUCGAAGCUCAGACUAUGUUGAAAAUAUGUGAAGAUUAUUCAUCAGGAGCAGAUGAAACUUUCAAAGAACUGAAUGAUAAAACAAAAAGACAUGGGCGACACGCAGUCCUAUAUUCUGGAGAUGAACGUGAAAAUAGCACGCAAUUUUCCACAAAGAAAUUUGCUUCAAUUAAAAAAGAGAAGGGAACUAAACAAACUAAAAAGUCAACAAAAAGUAAUUUGACAGACAUGUUGCCUCGGCCGCCUGAUCGAAAUUUAUUGAAUAUUGCAUCGACGUCGGGUAAAAGUUUUCACAAAACUGAAGAAAAUAAUGAAGAAGAAAGAAUGAAUUUUGAAAUGGAAAAUGACACGAUCGUUGAGAACUAUGACGAAAUUGAAGAUGCUGGAGAACCGUCUACUACUAGUAACUCGCCAUGUACUACACUAAGGAAGCCAUUAACAGACAUUACCAAUGAUGCAAAAAGUUUGGCUACAGUUCCACCGCUUCAAAAGUUAAAAAAGAUUUCAGAUAAUUCAACAGAUAUCCAACUUCUUCUUAUUGUCAACGAGAACUUAGAAAUAGUAAACGAGAAUAUGAACAAAGUUAGUGGAAAAGUAGAUUUGGUUUUUGGUAACACAUGUCGUUUGGUAACUUAUCAGGCGAAGGAAAAAGUACUUGGAUCAAGCCCGUCACCCAACGAUUCGUCUGAUUCCUCUUGGAUCGAAACAAAAAGGACCAUGAUGGCUGUGUUUCAGAAAAUGACUACGCUUGACCUAUUUUUGGAGUUUAACCAGGAACUAGAGAAUUCAGCUGACUUGAGAGCUAGAGUGAAAAAAUAUUUAGAGGAAAAAAUGGUCCUUGGGGAAUGGCAAUUGACGGCUCGUGAAGUAUUGAACGCAGUAAUGCCAUUGCAAGUACAGCGGCUAUACAACGGACAGGGUCAAAAAGGGACGAAAAAGGCCUUGAUUAGAACCGAAUUGUAUCCCAUUUUGGAAGGAAUCGUUAUAGAUUCUUCGAAAGCUCAAAAUGGUAAGCGAAUAGGUGUUGCACAAGUUGGUGCCAAAGAAAUCAAGUCUUAUUACAGCAGGUACCUCAGAGGAGCCGAAGGGAAAUUAAAAAGUCGUGCAAAUAGUAAAAGGAAAUACUCUGAUUCUGUCGUGUCGGCGUUGCUGUUUGGAAUUACACCAAGCAACCAACCAAAAAAAUCUGCCAGAGAUAAAUCCAUGCCUCAAGAAUCCCCAAAAGACGAUGAAAAUGAGACCAUGGCGAAUGAUACAUUUGCGAGCCAGGUGAAUAGAGGAAAUAAUAAUGAGUUUCAAGUAUCUGCAUUGAUACAUGAAAAUGAAAAAUUCUCGUCCAAUGAUGAAGUGAGAGUUAAAAGUAAUCAGGUGUCUGGACACAUCAACUCUUCUCCCCAGCACAGAACAACUGACGAUGAUGAUAGCUCAUUUGAUUCGUAA